Raphanus sativus (radish) is the source of this 1069-nucleotide messenger RNA. RefSeq names its product ervatamin-B. Bases 32 to 1069 code for a protein of 345 amino acids. Gene Ontology annotation, cellular component: lysosome. NCBI's taxonomy places the organism in Eukaryota, Viridiplantae, Streptophyta, Magnoliopsida, Brassicales, Brassicaceae. The transcript has 2 exons. Gene Ontology annotation, molecular function: cysteine-type endopeptidase activity. The record is from RefSeq and is a predicted model, not a curated record.
AUAACAUCUCAUCUUUUCUCUAUCUAAAAGAAUGGCUUCGAUCGUUUUCUUGAUUCUGUCCAUUGUUCUGAGUUACAUAACCUUUGGAGCCACAUCUCGUGGAGGACUCUUCGAAGCUUCUGCCAUAGAGAAACAUGACCAAUGGAUGUCUCGAUUCCAUCGUGUUUACUCCGACAAUUCUGAACAAGCGAGUAGAUUCGAGAUCUUUAAGAAGAACUUAGAGUUCGUUGAGACUUUCAACAUGAAUACGAACAUAACGUUCAAGUUAGAUGUCAACCAGUUUUCUGAUCUCACCGAAGAGGAGUUCCGGGCGAAGUACAUGGGGCUUGUGGUCCCCGAAGGUACAAAAGAACUUUCAGAAACCGACAAGACUAUGUCGUUUAGAUUUGAAAAUGUCAGUGAAACCGGUGAGAGCUUGGACUGGAGACGGGAGGGGGCCGUUACAUCCGUUAAGAACCAAGGCCAAUGUGGAUGUUGCUGGGCUUUCUCGGCGGUGGCGGCCGUUGAAGGCAUUACAAAGAUUGCAAAAGGUGAGCUUGUAUCCCUGUCGGAACAGCAGCUGGUGGAUUGUAGUAGAGACUUUAACAAUGGAUGCAAUGGAGGGAUAAUGUCAAAAGCUUUCGAGUACAUUAUUAACAACCAAGGAAUCACCACGGAGGAUAACUAUCCUUACCAAGAAUCACAAGGAACAUGUUCUUCAGCCACCCAAUCUACUGAUUUCGUUGCUGCUACCAUCAGUGGAUACGAGACGGUCCCAAGUAAUGAUGAGGAAGCAUUGCUAAAGGCUGUGUCUCAACAGCCUAUUUCUGUGGCGAUAGCUGGGUCAGGGGCUGCGUUUAUGCAAUACUCCGGGGGGAUAUUUGACGGAGAGUACUGUGGGACGCACCAGAAUCAUGCGGUUACAAUUGUUGGUUAUGGGAUUAGUGAAGAAGGGACUAAGUACUGGUUAUUGAAGAACUCAUGGGGAGAAAACUGGGGAGAAAAUGGUUACAUGAGAAUCAAGAGAGACGUGGAUGCACCUGAAGGAACGUGCGGUUUGGCCCAUUUUGCUUACUAUCCACUUGCAUGA